This is a messenger RNA of Ascoidea rubescens DSM 1968, 492 nucleotides long. It is a transcript of the gene MIX17, whose product is annotated as Mix17p. Gene Ontology annotation, biological process: mitochondrion organization. The coding region runs from base 1 to 492 and encodes 163 amino acids. The transcript has a single exon. Gene Ontology annotation, cellular component: mitochondrion; nucleus. The record is from RefSeq and is a predicted model, not a curated record. NCBI's taxonomy places the organism in Eukaryota, Fungi, Ascomycota, Saccharomycetes, Ascoideales, Ascoideaceae.
AUGGCUCGUAAUUCAGGUCGUCGUCCAGCUGCCAGACCAGCCGCCAGACCUUCAGGCUUUGGCACCAGAUCUACUCACAGUUCUGCUCCAGCUCAGGCUGCUGUUCCAGCUGUCUCCAGAGCUGUUCCAGCUCCUUCUGCUGCUUCCCAUCCUCCCGUUGCUGCUCAACCCCAACAACCCGGAUUGUUUGCUCAAAUGGCUUCUACCGCUGCCGGAGUAGCCGUUGGUUCCAGUGUUGGCCAUGUUAUUGGUGCUGGUAUUUCUGGCUUGUUUGGAGGCUCUUCUUCUGCUCCUGCUGCCGAACCACAACAAGCUGCUCCACUAACAAGCUUUUCCAACUCAUCCCCUUACGAAUCCGAAUCAAACAAGGCCUGUGACACUGAUGCCAGAUCUUUUACUAAAUGUUUAGAUGAAAACAAUGGAAACAUGCAAAUAUGUGAUUGGUAUUUGCAACAAUUAAAGGCUUGCCAGGCUGCUUCAAAACAAUAUUGA